UUUCCUUGGUCAGCUCCGCUACUGCGCCAACGCAGCAUGUCCCGUAAUCAACCCGCACGCACCUCCAAGACGCCUGCAAGUCAAGAGCGGCAGCACCGACCGACUACACGGAGCGAAGUGGGAAAGCAAUCAACCAUUGCAAAGGAACAUGGCGGUACACAAGUCCUACUCCAGAGACCACCAGCAACAGUGACCAAAGAAGCCAUUCAUGUAGUUGCACAAGCCUCGCAAGCAGUCACUGUCGAGAAGAGCCUGGAGAUUGUACAGACCCUUCUUCAAGGCUGCGUAAGCUGUCUUGCGAGUAUGAGACACAUGUUCCGGAUGGACUGUUAUGAACAGAAGUACUAUAUGUUUGGCGACGCUCCUCAAGACGCUUCUAACCAAGCUCCCCCUGGGCAAUUACUCGUCGGUCUCAAAAAAGGAAUGUCUCAGAGAGUUGAUCGAUUGGUCGGUUUGCUAGAAAACGGUGUUGCUGAUGCCUUGCGACGUGGCUGUCUCGAGUCGUUGCACUUCUCCAUAUAUGAAGAUCCAAAGUGCCCGUCCGACAUCCUUGAGCAAUGGAUCUUCUGCUUUUCUUACCACACAGACACAUCUACUGGAACCCGAGUUGCUGCUGGUAUUGAGAUAACAGAGAAGAAACAUGGCAGCAAGAUCACUGUCAGCCGUGCGAAGCAUGCCCUUGUUGGGUUCAUUCAACAACUCGCUCUCAUAUGUCACAUACUGCCAACAUUACCAGAGGCUACGAACAUGACAGUGGAGAUAUUGUACACGGACAAUCGGCCUUUUGGGUACACAGCGCCAGGAUUCACCCGUCCAGCCAUUGGUGCCUCCAGAUUCUCAGAAUCCUUGGAGUGGGAGAAUACCAUGACACCAAUACCCGACAAGUUUGAUACGGGCCGGCAUGGAGUCACUCUGAAAGUGGCUCACCUUCGGAAACGGCGUUAUGACUCUGACAGUACUCCUUUGCCUGAACUCGAGAGUACCGACGAGGCAGAACUCGAAGUUGUUGUUGACGCAGAAUCAGCUUCGCUCGGACACGUGUCGGACACUCGGCUCAGCUCCAAGGAGCGCUCUGGACCUAGUCCACCUCAGCGGCGUAACACUCUGCGGACACAUAGUUCUCUGUCUAUUGGAAAGUCACAAGAAGCGGAGACAUCUUCCGUGCCAUUGGAGAGGUUGUCAGAAGUAAAUCUCAAUGCCUCACCAAGUACGCUGCAGGUAGUUCCCUCAGCCUUGCAGCAACAGCAUCGUCCAAUUGCUGAUACUAUGGAAACCACCCAUACACAUGAAGCCAACAGUCUUAUUCGACGAAGUUUGACAGAGGAUCUUCAAGUCCGGGAGCAGUUACGACACAUGCUCCAGCCUCGAUCAGAAUACGUAGACACCCAGACUACCCAGGUGCUUACAGACUCCGCCAACACCCCCCAACAUCGAGAACAGACUGUUGCCAGACUGCAGUUUUCGCAAGCAACAAUCGAUAGGCUCGACGAUGCGAGAAGUGCACAUCUACCACGUCGAAAGGACACAUGUUUGUUGUCGGAGGAGCUUGGCAUAUCUAAAGCUGUGAAUGAUGUCAACGAUGUCACAUGCCAGUGCGGAUCGCUUGAUGUUGAUGCUAGCAUGGUAAGUCUGCUUUGGUUGAGCAUACAGUUGCACUGUGGUUUCUGCAACAGUCUUCAACAUGUUGCUUGCUAUGGAUACAAUGGCACAGAUGACGAGCGAAUUCCGCACGUGCACAUCUGCUACGCUUGUAUUUUGCGCGGAGAAGAUGGACUCCUUGUACAACUGACAUACCAUGCACUUUGUAGGCGCGCGCUGUACAUGCUACGAAACCAGAACUUCGACAGCGAAAAGCAGUUUGCUCAGGCACUUGGCUGCAGUACUCGAGACUGCACUACUGUUCUGAAGGAUUUCCGUAGAGAUGGACUUCUUGAUGGAUCAAGGAGAGCGAAGCAGUUGAUGCUCAAUAAGUCCCCAGACAUGACGACGAGGAUGGUGAGGAUAUACUUUGACCCUGCAGAUCGGAUCGCCCAUCACCUGCAUUCGCCCAAACUGCUAGCGGAUACUUCUUCCGACGCUUCUACGAAGCGUGCUCGUGAUAAUGUGGGUGAAACUGGGGCCCGCGAGGCGAAGCGACCCAAAGUUGGUAGCCGCGUGUCGGAGGAUUUCGAUCUGGGUAACUGGCGUACUCCUAGACCAGAGAGGAACCGUUAACUGGCUUCUGGUCACCCCGGGCCACAAUAUCAAUUGCCCGCACUUGUUGGGUCCGAUACCAUUCGGGGUGUAAUGCUGCGUUUUCAUUGCAUAUUGCUAUCCUGGCGAGAGAGAGGACAUUUGCCAAGGUGUGGCGAUGGCAAUGGGAAGAUUGGUUACAAUCGCGUGGCCUU
Dothidotthia symphoricarpi CBS 119687 is the source of this 2387-nucleotide messenger RNA. RefSeq lists its product as uncharacterized. The coding region runs from base 37 to 2214 and encodes 725 amino acids. The transcript has 6 exons. The record is from RefSeq and is a predicted model, not a curated record. NCBI's taxonomy places the organism in Eukaryota, Fungi, Ascomycota, Dothideomycetes, Pleosporales, Dothidotthiaceae.